Messenger RNA from Pomacea canaliculata, 2179 nucleotides. RefSeq names its product protein ABHD16A-like. Gene Ontology annotation, cellular component: endomembrane system. The transcript has 22 exons. Gene Ontology annotation, biological process: phosphatidylserine catabolic process; monoacylglycerol catabolic process. NCBI's taxonomy places the organism in Eukaryota, Metazoa, Mollusca, Gastropoda, Architaenioglossa, Ampullariidae. The record is from RefSeq and is a predicted model, not a curated record. Bases 105 to 1706 code for a protein of 533 amino acids. Gene Ontology annotation, molecular function: glycerophospholipase activity; monoacylglycerol lipase activity.
AACUGAUAAAUGUGCGAGGAAGUUUCAACGAUUUUGAUCAAGACAUUCGUUUUUCGUAUAUUUUUACGUUAUUUUCCGAUCCAGUUUUUCCUCUCAGAUUCAAUAUGGGGACCUACUGGUUGGCUUUGAAAGGGCCCCGGCUGAUAAGAUUGCUGAAAUGCGACAACAAUGAGGGUAGAGACUACAUACCUAAUAUACUAGAGGCUGGUGGAGAUAAAGUUCUCAGAGUGUUACACACCUGUUUGUCUAUCUCAUGGUGGUCUUCACCAGUGAUCAUGACAGUUCUGUACAGACGAGGUUACUUUAACCAAGAGGGGCUGACUUCUAUAGGAAAGUUCCUGUGUUCCAUUAGUCUUGUUUACAUUGGGGCCUUCUGUUUGAGAGGUGUUGGAAGAUUAUGCAGUGCAGAUUAUAUGGUGUUCAUCAAUGUGUUAGCACAAGCUAUGACAUUCACCAUCUUUAAACAGCAGGGUAUGAUUUUGAAUUCUGGGCCUGGCCAGUGGAUUUUCGGUGGAAUGAAGGAUCAGAAGGGAACCCCGUCUUUGAUUGUUAAAGUUCUAGGAUACCUGGCUAUUCACACAUUUGGUCGCCGCAUGGUGUAUCCUGGUGCCACAUCUCUUAUGCAGAUGCUUUUGGGAAACAUGCUGAAUCAGGGACGUGCACAACUGAUAGAACAGAAGCAUGGAUAUAGAGCUAAACUACUGGCAGAAGACAACAAUGAGAUAGACACCAUGUUUCUUGACAGGCGGGGAUCGGCAGGAGUCAAUGGAAAGACACUGGUGAUCUGUUUUGAGGGAAAUGCUGGAUUCUAUGAGAUGGGUAGCUCAGGCACAGCUAUAGACUGUGGCUUUUCUGUGCUGGGGUGGAAUCACCCAGGCUUUGCAGGAAGCACAGGUGUGCCAUUUCCUGAUGCUGAGCAGAAAGCAGUGGAUGUCGUGAUGCAGUAUGCAAUCAAUAAACUAGACUUCAGUCCUGAAAACAUUGUGCUUUUUGCUUGGUCUAUUGGUGGGUACAGUGCUAGCUGGGCUGCCAUGAGCUAUCCAGAGGUGAAAUAUGUGAUUCUGGAUGCUACUUUUGACGACAUUGUUCCUCUUGCCGUCAAGACCAUGCCACAGUCAUGGAGUCCACUAGUAAAGUCAGCACUGCGAAACUACAUGAACCUCAAUGUAUCUGAACAACUCAUCAAGUACCCAGGACCAGUUAAGUUGAUCCGAAGACUUAAGGACGAGGUUAUUUCAGCACUGAACCCAAACAGCAUGAUGCCUGUCCUAUCAACAAAUCGUGGGAACUUUCUUCUCAUUCAGCUCUUGAAGUAUAGAUAUCCCAUGAUUGUAGACAACAGUACAGUUCCUCUACUUGAGCAGUGGUUAGCAGCAUCAAGAGGAGACCAAGACAACAUUUUAAUGGAACAUAGUGUAGACAUGGAGCAAUGUGCAGAAGAGUUCCGCUAUUAUCUCCAGGGACCAUUCCCUUGUCUACCCUAUGGCAAUAGGCCAGCAGCGAAGAAGUACCUUGAAGACUUUGACUCCUCCCACUGUACACCACUGCCACCAGAAUAUUUUCGCCAACCAUGGUCUCCUGGAUACCAACAGUCAGCAAGAACACCAGCCCACCAGCUAUGUACAUGGCAGGAUACAGCACAUAUAGGGCACCUGGGGAAAGAAGAUCAGGAAAGCAAGCUGAUUCAAAGAAAGAGACAUUUAUGAACAUGGAAAAGAGUUGCUGGAUAGGGGGUACCAACAGAGGUACACAUCCCCCAAUGUUGGUGAUGACAAAAAGAUAGACAGCUAUGGCAGUUGUCUUAAAUUUUGACCCAACCAACUCCACCAGCACCGCCAGGGCUACCCCUACCCACAUCUCACCUGUGUGUGUAAAGAGCACCACCUUUACUUUAUUCCAAAGUUUUCCCAUGGUUUGGCUUAGCUUAGACUUCCAUGACCUCAUGGGUCAAUUAUGCAUUCUUAUAUUUCAGUUGACCUUAGUUAUCAUUUGUUUGAUGCUUGUUUUAUCAAAUGCAAGCAGAGUCACUGAAGUUGACAGGCAAGAAGAAAGUUAUAUGUCCAAUCUUACAGCAACUAAAAACAAAACCCAAAUAAAAGCCAGUAUUAGAGCAAAUGGUAUUAAUUUUUAAGGUAUUAAUAAUUAAUGUUUAGUUUCAAUAAAUAUUUAUGGCAAAAUA